AUGGUGCCCUUCCCCGAGGAGCCCGCCGCCGCGCAGGGGACGAGCGAGGCGCAGCCACCAGGCCCCGCACCUACGGUGGGGGCCGCUCCGCUGCCCGGCCCGGGACCCUCGGACGGCCCCGAGGCGUCCGUCGAGAAGGUGGAGGUAGAGCUGACGGGGCCGGCGGGCGCUGAGCCCCCGCAGCCUCCCGAGGGCGGCUGGGGCUGGCUGGUGAUGUUUGCCGCCAUGUGGUGCAAUGGGUCGGUGUUCGGCAUCCAGAACGCCUGCGGGGUGCUCUUCGUGGCCAUGCUGAAGACCUUCGGGUCCAAGGACGAUGACAAGAUGGUCUUCAAGACAGCAUGGGUAAGUUCUCUGUCCAUGGGGAUGAUUUUCUUUUGCUGCCCAAUAGCCAGUGUCUUCACAGACAUGUUUGGUUGUCGGAAGACAGCUGUUGUGGGUGCUGCUGUUGGAUUCAUUGGACUCAUGUCCAGUUCUUUUGUAAGCUCCAUCGAGCCUCUGUACCUCACCUAUGGAGUCCUGUUUGCCUGUGGCUGCUCCUUUGCCUACCAGCCUUCGCUGGUCAUCUUGGGCCACUAUUUCAAGAAGCGCCUCGGACUGGUGAAUGGGAUCGUCACCGCCGGCAGCAGCAUCUUCACAAUUUUGCUGCCUUUCCUGUUACGGGUCCUGACUGACAGCGUGGGCCUCUUCCACACACUGAGGGGCCUCUGCAUCUUCACGUUUAUUCUCUUUCUGGCUAGCUUCACUUACCGACCUCUUGUUCCAAAUGCCAGAGACAAAGAGAGUGGAACCAAAGGAGGCCACAGAUUCUCCCUGUUUUCCAGGAGGAAGUUUGGUCCUCCACAAAAAGUUUUCAAUUUUGCCAUCUUCAAGGGGACCGCUUACGCGGUUUGGGCAGUUGGAAUACCACUUGCACUUUUUGGAUACUUUGUGCCUUAUGUUCACUUGAUGAAACAUGUGAAUGAAAGAUUUCAAGAUGGAAAAAAUAAAGAGGUGGUUCUCAUGUGCAUUGGCAUCACUUCAGGGGUUGGACGGCUGCUCUUUGGCAGGAUUGCAGAUUAUGUGCCUGGUGUGAAGAAGGUUUAUCUUCAGGUACUCUCCUUUCUCUUCAUUGGUCUGAUGUCCAUGAUGAUUCCCCUAUGUAGGGUCUUUGGGGCCCUCAUUGCUGUCUGUCUCAUCAUGGGUCUCUUCGAUGGAUGCUUCAUUUCCAUUAUGGCCCCCAUUGCCUUUGAGUUAGUUGGCCCCCAGGAUGUUUCUCAAGCAAUUGGAUUUCUACUUGGAUUCAUGUCUAUACCCAUGACUGUCGGCCCACCUAUUGCAGGGUUACUUCGUGACAAGCUGGGCUCCUAUGAUGUGGCAUUCUACCUCGCUGGAAUCCCUCCCCUUAUUGGAGGUGCUGUCCUUUGUUUUAUCCCCUGGAUCCACAGUAAGAAGCAAAGAGAGAUUGAUAAAACCACCGGAGGAGAAAAGAUGGAGAAAAUGUUGGAGAAUCAGAACUCUCUGUUGCCAACCUCACCUGGAAUCUUUAAGAAAGAAUCUGACUCUGUUAUUUAAUGUCUUAUAUACCUCCACCAGACUGAACUUGCUUUGAGAAGUUUAAGCAAGUUUUCCUUUUAUAUAAAUUGCAGAUUUCUUAUUUUUUUAAUCUCAUCCUAAGAAUAGCACAAUAAUUGGGAACUAGAACGCUUAUUACUACAAGAACCAUAUUCUGCCACUGAAUAGCUAGCUGUCUGGUAUUUCCAUGAGUGUGGGGGCAGAGAGUCUGGUAUAUGAAAACUUACGUCGGAAAGUCAAAUACUGUGAGCAUUGAUGCUAUCUCAGUAAAAAGCAACUCUGGAAACUGUGAAUGCUAAUAAGCUUGUACAAAUAUUUAAAAAUACCUCAAGCUAUAAUGAAAGGGUUGCAAUUUGGUUAGGACUGGAACUGUGUUUGUUGUCUCACGUGAUGUUUUUAAUUCUGGUAUCUCUGUUUCAAUUUCUUCUGCUGUUUGGAAACUUUUUACAAGAUUCAAGCCUGGAUUCUAGAUAAUGUCAGACCUACCAAAACCUCAAGUCUGUGUUAAAGCUGCUUGCCUGCUCUUAACUAGGAUCUGAGGUUAAGUUCUUCUGCCUUGCUCCGGUGUCCGGGGGGCUUCUGGGAGAGAUGGCAGCGCUGUGUCGGCAUUCAGAGCGCGGCGCGGAAGGGAUCACGGUCGUAAGGGCAGAGCAGUUCAGGAGGCGGGCAUUUCUCCCACUUCCAUUUGCUUCCUUUCGGUUGGCCGUGUGUUGAUUACUCAAGUAGCCAGAAACCCCCCAGAUUUCUGAACUUGUUUAAAGUGUAAC
This is a messenger RNA of Neomonachus schauinslandi (Hawaiian monk seal), 2318 nucleotides long. It is a transcript of the gene SLC16A10, whose product is annotated as solute carrier family 16 member 10. The record is from RefSeq and is a predicted model, not a curated record. Bases 1 to 1551 code for a protein of 516 amino acids. Gene Ontology annotation, biological process: transmembrane transport. The transcript has 6 exons. Gene Ontology annotation, molecular function: monocarboxylic acid transmembrane transporter activity. Lineage: Eukaryota; Metazoa; Chordata; Mammalia; Carnivora; Phocidae.